This is a messenger RNA of Sorghum bicolor (sorghum), 3542 nucleotides long. RefSeq names its product pentatricopeptide repeat-containing protein At3g63370, chloroplastic. NCBI's taxonomy places the organism in Eukaryota, Viridiplantae, Streptophyta, Magnoliopsida, Poales, Poaceae. The coding region runs from base 206 to 3196 and encodes 996 amino acids. Gene Ontology annotation, biological process: RNA modification. The transcript has a single exon. The record is from RefSeq and is a predicted model, not a curated record. Gene Ontology annotation, molecular function: RNA binding; protein binding; zinc ion binding.
UAAAGCUGUUGGAAAGUACUUUUAACUAAAAUCUCUAUUCCAAUUAGAAAGGAUAUAAAAAGUAUGUUGCUCUUGGAGACUUGAACUUACUUCAAUGGAGAUUCUACCACAAAUAUAUUCAACCAGCUGAAGUGCUGAACUACAUCUGGUUGGACUAAUGACAGUAAUGACUGAUCUGCGAGGCCCAGCCCGAUUCGCAAACUAGAUGGGCUUGGGGUUGCAACCCAUAUAUGAGAUCUAUUUUCUUGUCGGGCCGGCACGUCGGGCCAUCCAGAGAACAGGAGCCAUAUCCAAUCCACAGAUAUCUUCGCUGACGGCCGUUGCCACAGGCAUGAGCGUCCGGCUCCCCGGGGCCUCCAAGCCCGCCACCGCCAUGGCCACCGCCGCGCUGUCCCUCCCACCACUCCCCCACCGAACUCCUCCUCCCGUCGCACCAUCCGUAUCGCCACCCAACUCCGCCUCGGCCUCCCUGAAGCGGCUCUGCAAGGAAGGAGACCUGCGUCAAGCCUUGCGCCUGCUCACGGCCCGGUUGCCGCCUGCUCGGGAGCACUACGGCUGGGUGCUGGACCUCGUCGCCGCCAGGAGAGCGGCCGCGGAGGGCAGGCAGCUCCAUGCGCACGCCCUGGCCACCGGUUCCCUGGACGAAGACGACGAUGGCUUCCUUGCCACCAAGCUUGUGUUCAUGUACGGCCGGUGCGGACGAGUGGACGACGCGCGCCGCCUGUUCAACGGAAUGCCCGCGCGGACCGUCUUCUCCUGGAACGCGCUCGUCGGGGCGUACCUCACGUCCGGGAGCGCCGGGGAGGCCAUGCGGGUCUACGGUGCCAUGCGGGCGUCAGCGGCCCCGGGAUCGGCGCCCGACGGGUGCACGCUCGCGUCCGUCCUCAAGGCGUGCGGGGCGGAAGGGGACGGCCGCUGCGGGGGCGAGGUGCACGGGCUGGCGGUGAAGGUCGGACUUGAUAGGAGCACCCUCGUGGCCAAUGCGCUUAUCGGGAUGUAUGCCAAGUGCGGCUUGCUGGAUUCAGCGCUGCGGGUGUUCGAGUGGCUGCAAGACGCAAGGGACGUCGCGUCCUGGAACUCGGUUAUAUCAGGAUGCGUGCAGAACGGGAGGACCUUGGAAGCUCUGGCGUUGUUCCGAGUGAUGCAGAGUGCCGGGGUUGGUAUGAAUUCUUACACAGUCGUCGCGGUGCUCCAAGUUUGUGCGGAGCUAGCUCUGCUGAGUUUGGGAAGGGAGUUACAUGCAGCACUCCUCAAAUGCGGCAGCGAGUUGAACAUCCAGUUCAACACUUUGCUUGUCAUGUAUGCCAAAUGUGGCAGGGUGGAUAGUGCUCUCAGAGUAUUUGGUCAGAUUGCUGAGAAAGACUACAUAUCAUGGAAUUCGAUGCUGUCCUGCUACGUCCAAAACGGUUUCUGUGCAGAGGCCAUUGAAUUUUUUGGUGAAAUGCUUCAACAUGGUUUUCAGCCUGAUCAUGCCUGUGUUGUGAGCUUGUCCUCUGCAUUGGGACAUUUGAGUAGGCUAAAUAAUGGCCGAGAGGUUCAUGCAUAUGCUAUAAAGCAAAGGCUUCAUACUGAUUUACAGGUUGGGAAUACAUUGAUGGACAUGUACAUAAAGUGUGACUCCAUAGAGUGUUCAGCAAAGGUAUUUGAAAGCUUGAGUAUUAGAGAUCACAUAUCAUGGACAACAAUCCUUGCUUGUUUUGCUCAGAGUUCACGACAUUCUGAAGCACUGGAAAUGUUUCUAGAAUUGCAGAAAGAAGGGAUUAUGGUGGAUUCUAUGAUGAUUGGAAGUAUUUUAGAAACAUGCAGUGGUUUGAAAAGCAUCUCUCUGCUAAAGCAAGUGCAUUCUUAUGCUAUUAGAAAUGGAUUGCUUGAUUUGAUACUGAAGAAUAGACUGAUAGAUAUAUAUGGGGAGUGUGGAGAGUUUGACCAUUCACUAAAUUUAUUUCAGAGGGUAGAGAAAAAGGACAUUGUUAGUUGGACUAGUAUGAUAAACUGUUGCACAAGUAACGGACGAUUAAAUGAAGCUGUUUCCUUAUUUACUGAGAUGCAAAAGGCAAAUAUUCAACCUGAUUCUGUAGCACUAGUAAGUAUUCUGGUGGCUAUUGCUGGUUUGUCAUCGUUGACAAAAGGAAAACAGGUUCAUGGCUUUCUUAUCAGAAGGAAUUUUCCUAUAGAAGGUCCUGUGGUUAGUUCCCUUGUGGACAUGUAUUCAGGUUGCGGAAGCAUGAACUAUGCUAUCAGAGUAUUCGAACGGGCUAAGUGUAAAGAUGUUGUUCUUUGGACAGCAAUGAUUAAUGCUACUGGGAUGCAUGGACAUGGCAAGCAAGCCAUUGACCUUUUCAAGAGAAUGCUGCAGACUGGUCUGACUCCUGAUCAUGUAUCUUUUCUUGCUCUGUUGUAUGCUUGUAGUCAUUCAAAGCUUGUUGAGGAGGGUAAACACUAUCUGGAUAUAAUGAUGAGCAAGUACAGGUUAAAACCAUGGCAGGAACACUAUGCCUGUGUGGUUGAUAUUCUUGGACGCUCAGGCCAGACAGAGGAGGCUUAUGAGUUCAUCAAGUCUAUGCCUAUGGACCCAAAAUCUGUUGUGUGGUGUGCACUGCUUGGCGCAUGUCGUGUGCACAAGAAUUAUGACCUUGCUGUGGUUGCAGCCAAUAAGCUUCUUGAGCUGGAACCUGACAAGCCAGGCAACUACAUUCUUGUGUCAAAUGUUUUUGCUGAGAUGGGCAAGUGGAACAAUGUCAAGGAAAUUAGAACCAGGAUGGCAGAACAGGGGUUGAGAAAAAGUCCAGCUUGCAGUUGGAUUGAGAUAGGCAACAACAUCCACACUUUCACCUCAAGAGACUACUGUCAUAGAGACUCGGAGGCAAUCCAUCUCAAGCUUUCCGAGAUAACAGAAAAACUGCGGAAAGAAGGUGGGUACGUGGAGGACACAAGAUUUGUUCUUCACGAUGUGAGCGAAGAGGAGAAAAUAGAUAUGCUGCAUAAGCACAGCGAGAGGCUUGCGAUAGCGUUUGGCUUGAUCAGCACUCGUCCAGGCAUGCCUAUAAGGAUAGCCAAGAACCUAAGGGUCUGCGGUGACUGCCACGAGUUCACCAAGCUGGUUUCCAAGCUGUUUGGCAGGGAGAUUGUGGUCCGAGAUGCCAACAGGUUCCACCAUUUCAGUGGAGGCUCUUGUUCUUGUGAAGACUUCUGGUGAAUGUGAUUUAGGCCAUAGAGCUAAGUACAUCAGCAUCUUGUUGACUUAAAAGAGGAUGCAGCAGAGGCGAAAUUGAUGAUACGGCGAAGGCAUGGCUAAUACUAGAAAUUACCUUUUCUGCCAAGAGGGCCCCAUCUCCUGUCAUUCUGUGGAUGGAGCAACCGAGAAGAAACAAUGCAAUGCAAAUGGUCUUCUUUUAGUCAGUAUAGAGCCUAACUUUCUUCAGCAUACAGCAACCGAGAAGAAACGCUCUGUUAUUAUGUCUAACUUUUUUUUUUGUCAUCCCUACAAGAGUUUGGUCAUCUGAAUAAAUUUGAAGAGCUGAAUGCACCCACCACUCACCUUA